This is a messenger RNA of Camellia sinensis, 642 nucleotides long. NCBI's taxonomy places the organism in Eukaryota, Viridiplantae, Streptophyta, Magnoliopsida, Ericales, Theaceae. The record is from RefSeq and is a predicted model, not a curated record.
AUGGCGCUCAGCCUUGCCAAGUUCUUAUCCAAUGGCAUGUGCGUAGUGAGGCGUGGCAGCGGCAUUACGACCUCUUCGCUGGCGCGACCUCCGUGGGAUAGCCGCUGCAAUGCUGAAGUCAAAGCUUUGUAUGAGCUGUUCAGGAAACUAAGCAGUUCUGUUGUUGAUGACGGUUUUAUUAGCAAGGUACACAUUAGGAUUAUAUUCAGGAAUAGCAAAACACAAUCCCUUUUUGCAAAUAGGAUCUUCAAAUUGUUAAAUGAUGGGUUGCUUGAAUUUGGCCAGUUUGUUCGGUCUUUGAGCAUCUUCCACCCCUAUGCACAAAAAGUUGCUUUUACGUUUCAACUAUAUGAUAUAUCAGAGAAGAGCUAUAUUCACCACAAGCAGGGGGUGAAGGAGAUGAUUUUGGCACUUCUAAACGAGUCUGAUUUGAUCCUCUGCAAUGACAUUGUUGAAGUCAUUGUCAAUAAGACAUUAGAGGACGCAGAUUUGAAAGGAGACGGCAAGAUUGAUAUGGAGGAGUGAAGAUUUGUGGCGCGGAAUCCAUCAUUGCUGAAGAACAUGACAAUUCCAUAUUUGAAACUAACAAGAAUUGAAGUUAAUUAUGGUUGUAAUUUGAUUCAACUCUUUCACAGUGAGUGA